AUGGGUUAUGGAAAGCUACAGCAAGCAAUAGUGUGUUUUACAGCCUUACGACGGAGCCUUGCACAUUGGAAACUACGCUCUUCUACUCCAAAUACUAACCACUGUCCAGCACUGGCCGAAACUAACGGUCUUCGUAUAGAGCCGGGCAAACUGAGCUCCUUAUCUGAGAAGUGUACCAAGUACGUUACAGCUAUGGUUGGGUGUCGAAGCGACAGUAGCUUGGAGUUACUGAUGACCUGUGCUAUGUACCAAGAUUUAAAACGUUUCCAGUGUCACGGAACUUGGGAAGAAAAAGGACGAAACUAUCUAGUAACUGGACUCAAAGAAUCACGACGAAAGUUUUGUUUUGUUUUUUCUGCUUAUUCACGGGUGACCCGGAUGUCAGGUUUACAUGACACUUGCUCUCGUAAUGUCCAGCCUGGCGUUACAGGAAACUUAACUUUCAACAUUACGGCAGCAGGAGAAUGUCACUACACUUUAAGUUCGGCCAUGAGACCAGUGCUUUCAGUAGGCUUAGCUUUUGGCGCAGUAUUAGCUCUCACGGUGAACGGUUAGCUGAGAACACUUCCUCAAGAGAGUUCCGGUGGUUUUUUUACCAGGAAAGAUAAGAAGGUGAUUUAAGUGCCUCUUUGUCGGAGCCCUCUCACGUUUGUUAAGCGAACUUCCGAAAGUUGACAGAAGUCGUCUAAUUUGUGAAGGAAUCUCUGAACGAGGAAGUAAACCUUAGAUUCAAUCUAAGUUUACAAGUUGCAGUGGAACCAAUUACAAGAAAUCGUGGUUAGUUUUAGUGAAAGGAAGAUACGAAAAAAAUAUAUUUGUACUUAUUUCAAGAAGGCUAGUGCAACAGGACCAAUAUUGGACAUUUAGAAGUUGAUUCGGACGAACAGAAGAUUUUGUUCUUGACAGAAUAAUAAACACGUAUAUAUAUA
Molecule: messenger RNA, 929 nt
Organism: Limulus polyphemus (Atlantic horseshoe crab)
Lineage: Eukaryota; Metazoa; Arthropoda; Merostomata; Xiphosura; Limulidae
Exons: 5
Coding region: 1-555 (184 amino acids)
Source: RefSeq, a predicted model, not a curated record